This is a messenger RNA of Medicago truncatula (barrel medic), 2331 nucleotides long. RefSeq names its product protein SUPPRESSOR OF GENE SILENCING 3. The transcript has 6 exons. Gene Ontology annotation, biological process: defense response to virus; regulatory ncRNA-mediated gene silencing. The record is from RefSeq and is a predicted model, not a curated record. Lineage: Eukaryota; Viridiplantae; Streptophyta; Magnoliopsida; Fabales; Fabaceae. Bases 182 to 2071 code for a protein of 629 amino acids.
UCCGCUCAAUCCCAUAACAAAGUUAAGAUAGAGUGGUCCCUAUAUCCUCUCACUCAAUCCAAAUAUAAAUAACAAGCCAUCGAACAUCAACAUCAGCAUUACCCAUCAUCAGUCAUCGCUGCAAAUCCAUCCAUCAGGUGUGACUCUGCAUAAAUCGUGAAAGAUAAGUGAAAACUGAAUUAUGGCCGAUGAAAGCGUUGAUGCUUUUCCAACGCUGGAAACUGUGUAUAGAGUGACCGGUUACAAAUUCAAUCAGUUGAGCCGGAAAUUACCGGACGCCAAAUUGAAUUCAGAACAAACUGGUGAGUCCAAGGUGAUCCCGAUGCCUUGGUGUUCUCCGAAUUCUAGUUCAAAUGCAUGGAGCCAACCAAAUUUGAUCCAGAAGCUGAAAAAGAGGGGUUAUAGUGGAUCAGGACUUAAAAGCAAUAACCUACAGGUGAAAAGCAAUUCUCCAAAGCCUCUUAAUGGAAGUGAAAAUGGAGUUUUGGAUGACAACAGGUUACUUCAUUGUGUUGAAGAUGAUACAGCUCCAUCUAAGGAUUGCAAGGAUGGUCAAUGCGAUGACGAAGGGAUCUCGAAACCCAAUUGUGAAAAUAAUGACGAUGAAGGAAUCCCGAAACCCAAUUGUGAAAAGAAUGAUGAUGAAGGAAUGCCGAAACCCAACUGCGAAAACAUUGAGGAUGAAGGAAUCCCGAAACCCAAUUGUGAAAACAUUGAUGACGAAGGAAUCCCAAAACCUCAAUGUGAAAACGCCGAUGAUGAAAUUGUUGAUAGUGAUACUGAUAUUGUGUUUGAUAGUGAUGAUGAUCUUUCUUUAGAUGACACUGACUCAGACACCGGAGAGAAAAGCCACGAAGGGAGCAAGAAGAGUAAGUGGUUCAGGAAAUUCUUUAAUGAUUUAAAUAAACUGACAGUUGAGGAGAUCAGUUCACCAGCAACUCGGUGGCACUGCCCAGCAUGCCAAGACGGUCCUGGGGCUAUUGAUUGGUAUCAUGGAUUGCAGCCCCUUUUGAAUCAUUCUAGGACAAUAAAAGUAAGGAGGGCAAGAUUGCAUCGAGCGUUUUCCGAAACUUUGGAGGAAGAGUGCUCGAUGAGAGGAGCUCCAUUGAUAAGGGGUGGUGAAGCCAAUGGACUGUGGGAGGGUCUCGAUAACAAAGUUAAGGAUCGUGAAAUUGUUUGGCCUCCAAUGGUUGUCAUUAUGAAUACGAAAUACGAGCAGGAUGAAAACAACAAGUGGACAGGAAUGGGGAAUCAAGAACUCCUUGAUUGCUUCAGUGAUUACGGUGCAUUGAAGGCUCGACACUCAUAUGGUCCACAUGGGCACCGAGGGAUGAGUGUUUUGAUUUUUGAACCAUCUGUAGCAGGUUAUUUAGAGUCUGUGCAGCUCUACAAGCAUUUCAAAGAGCAAGGAAGAGAUAGGGAAGCUUGGGAUCGUUGUAAGAAUCCAUUUGUCCCAGGAGGAAAACGGCAACUUUAUGGUUACAUGGCUUCUAGAGAAGAUUUAGAUGUUUUCAACAAGCACUCUGGAAAAUCAAAAUUAAAGUUUGAAAUUAGAUCAUAUCAAGAAAUGGUAGAGAGCAAGAUUAAGCACAUCAAUGAUGACAGUAAAGUAAGCGAGAAGUUACGCAAAACAACUGAAGAAAACCAUGUUGUGCAAGAACGUACUAAAGAACAUCAUCUACAAAACAAGGAGGAGAUGAACGAACAAGAAAAGUUUUUCCUUGAUCAAAUACAAAUCAUUCAUCAAUCAAUAGCUGCAAAGGAAGACGAGUUUACGAAAUCACAGCAAGCAAAACAAGAAGUGAUGUGUGUCAAUGGAGAUUCUUCUGUGAAAGAAGAUGACAAUCAUAUAAUGGAGAAAAAUUCUAGUUUCACGAAGUCUCAAGACAAGGAUAUGAGGCAAUUUGAGGCAGUGAGAGAUAAUAUCUUAAAAACACAUGGUGAAAAACAGUUGGCUCUGAAGAAGAAGCAGUGGCAAGAGCAGGUUGAACUUGAGAAGGAAUUGGAAAAUGAACUAACUCAGCUCAUGAACAAGCAUGCUUUAAGUCACUCUCAAGAAGAAAGCUGUUAAUAUUAAACGGUGUUUAAGUCCCGUUAACAUUUGAAAACAUGCAGAGAAGUGGUAAAUUUUGCCAGAGUUUAAUUUGAAAGUUGAAAGUGAGGGUUGAUGAGGGCUAUCAUCACCAAAGUAUCGUAGCCCAUUUUGACUAGUUCCAAUAGUUUUUAGCUUUGGUUACAAUUUUUAGGCUUAUUAUAUCGUUUGGUCCCUUAUUUAAUUUCAUAUUUUCAUUUUGGUCCCACAUUUAAUAAAAAUGGUGUUUUGGUCCGUCA